UGUCAUAUGAUCAUUGCUGUAUAAGUUCAGCAGCACGGAGCUGGUGAGUUUUAGUGUUGCAGGUGCGCUGGAGGACGAGAAGGACACGAAUUAGUUUCCUUGCGUCCGGUCAGUAUUGAACCCCGCGCUGUCCCGUUACAAAUUACCGUUCGUCUGCCAUCGCGAUGCGCGCGCUCGCCCUCAUUGUUUUGUUGGCGUUCAUCGUCGGGUCCGCGGCCGACACUCCGGCCAACUGCACCUACGAGGACCUGCUGGGCACCUGGAUCUUUAACGUAUAUAAUGUGGGUCAAGACCGAACCAUCAACUGCUCCAGCACAGGAAGGUCAGUGAAAACGGUGACUGUGGACCUGCAGAAGUUGUCUGUAGCUGUGGAUGAUCUCGGUCAUACUGGCUUCUUCACUCUCAUCUAUAACCAGGGUUUUGAAGUGGUCAUCAAUGACUACAAGUGGUUCGGGUUUUUCAAGUAUUCGAAGCAGGGUUCACAGGUCACCAGUUACUGCGAUCAGACGCUGCCCGGUUGGGUUCAUGAUGUUUUGGGGAAUAACUGGGCCUGUUUUACUGGGAAGAAGGUGAAGCCCAUCCCACCUCGAAUCGAACACGAUCACAUGUUUGGAGCUGAACACAAUCUGCUCAUGAAGCUGCCAUACACAAACAACAUGGAGUUUGUGAAUCAGAUAAACUCUGUUCAGAAGUCCUGGAAAGCAACAGCAUACGGUCUCCAUGAGACCUUCACCAUACAGGAGAUGCUGAGAAGAUCAGGAGGACAUGCUUCUCGUGUACCACGACGUGUCAGACCUGUGACUGUUUCUGCUGACAGUAAGAUGGCAGCCGGUCUUCCAGAACACUGGGACUGGAGAGACGUGAACGGAGUCAGUUAUGUUAGCCCUGUCCGCAACCAAGCUCGAUGCGGCAGCUGUUACUCUUUCUCCACUAUGGGAAUGCUUGAAGCACGAAUCCGAAUCCAAACGAACAACACGCAGCAGACAGUGUUCAGUCCACAGCAAGUGGUGUCCUGCUCCCAGUAUUCUCAAGGUUGUGAUGGAGGUUUUCCAUACCUGAUUGGUAAAUACAUCCAGGACUUUGGUAUUGUGGAGGAGGAUUGUUUCCCGUACACCGGGGAUGAUUCUCCCUGCAAAGUACCUGAGAAAUGCACAAGGUACUACGCCUCUGAUUAUCACUAUGUGGGUGGGUUUUACGGCGGCUGCAGCGAGGUGGCCAUGAUGCUGGAGCUGGUCAGGAAUGGCCCCAUUGGCGUGGCCCUGGAGGUCUACCCAGAUUUCAUGAAAUACAAGGAGGGCAUCUACCAUCACACUGGCCUCCGUGACUCCAACAAUCCAUUUGAGUUGACCAAUCACGCGGUGUUGUUGGUGGGGUAUGGGAAGUGCCAUAAGACCGGCGAAAAGUACUGGAUCGUGAAGAACAGCUGGGGAACCGGAUGGGGUGAGAAUGGGUUUUUCAGAAUCCGUCGUGGAACGGAUGAAUGCGCCAUUGAGAGCAUUGCUGUAGCUGCUACACCAAUCGCCAAACUGUAGAGAGCAUAGACGAAUUGAUCCGUUGAAACAAGCAUGGUUGGGUGAAAUAUUUCAAAGUAUUUUGAUAAUGGCAAUUCUGAAAACUGUAAAACAGUUCUGUUCUCUUUUUCUUUUUUUUCUUUUUUUUGUGUGAAAAGUAUUUUCCCAUGACCUUCGGCAGACAGGUUAAGUGAUCAAAGAGGCCAUGAAGAUUGAACCCCUUUCAGGUUUCUUUUGUAGCAAACAGUUUGAAUGUGAAGUUACAUGUCUCUUUAGAUUUGAUUCGCUCUCAUUUCCCAAUUCAUCAUACAUUAUGAAGCUUAAAACUAACUUUAUUUUGGCUUCAAGGUUCUUCUCUUUGGUCUUCACCUUGGUCUGGUUUCAUGUGAGUCUACAAAGCUUUGUCUUUCUCUCUCUUGCUGGCCUCUAGGGAAUGUAUAUUUCUUCAGUGCCUUUUACUGCUUUUGUUUUUGGUGGGGUCAUUUAGUUUCUGCUUCUUCAAAUUCUCCAGUUAUCAUCUUCCUCUGAGCCACCUGUCCACCUGAUUCUUGGUCUUGGGUCACCAACUCUUCCAAUUGUUGCCCUUACCCAAAACCACCCCUAUCUAGAAUGUAGUUAUGGUUUUAAAUUGAUCUAAAUCUUAAUUUGUUUGUUGUUUUAAAGACAAAGUUGUCCUGUCCUUUUUGUACCAUUCGUGUGCAUUUCCACAAGGACGGUGUAAUCGAAAACAGCAUUUUUUUUGUUAUAUCUGUGCUAAUGAAAGUAGAGUGUCUUCAGGUCCUGCGACAUGCCUCAGCUUCUUAAAGUUUCUCUUUUUUUUUAAUUUUAUUAUUUUUUUUUUUAUAUAAAGGGAUUUCAGAUUUUCAUUGAUCCAUGUGAGCUCUGAAAGUCACAUUUGCACUCUCCUCAAUUUGUACACCACUCUUUUAUUUGGACAAAGUUAUGUUGUAUGCCGAGAAUAUCAAGUUGGCAGUUAUCCUCAGGAAGAUCAGUACUUUUGGUUCAAAGAACCACACUUUAUCAAUAGCAGUAGACUAAAGGGAUUUGUAUGUAUACUUUGAGUCCUUUGCCAACAGUUAAGCUGUUUAAGACCAUAUGAAUCCAAUGGUUUUUAUCAUAAAAUCUAUGCAUUAUUAUUUUUUGUGCUCCUGUAUGUCAUGAUUUUAAUAAAGUUGCUUUUUAAGGUA
Messenger RNA from Carassius auratus (goldfish), 2698 nucleotides. Its product is annotated as dipeptidyl peptidase 1-like. Gene Ontology annotation, biological process: proteolysis. Lineage: Eukaryota; Metazoa; Chordata; Actinopteri; Cypriniformes; Cyprinidae. The record is from RefSeq and is a predicted model, not a curated record. Gene Ontology annotation, molecular function: cysteine-type peptidase activity. The transcript is spliced from 7 exons. Bases 165 to 1532 code for a protein of 455 amino acids.